AUGGACCAUGGAACCUGCUUUAUCGAGAUGCUCUCUGUCAGAUUAAUGAUAGCAAUUGAUAACCAUGGAACCUGCUCUGUCGAGAUGCUCUCGGUCGGAUUAAUGAUAGCAAUUGAUGACCAUGGAACCUGCUCUGUCGAGAUGCUCUCGGUCGGAUUAAUGAUAGCAAUUGAUGACCAUGGAACCUGCUCUGCCCAGAUGCUCUAUGUCAAAUUAAUAAUAGCAAUUGAUGACCAUGGACCCUGCUCUGUCGAGAUGGUCUAUGUCAAAUUAAUGAUAGCAAGAAUCCGAGUCUUUAUGGAACCAAUCUCUUCUACCACUCAUAUCAAUGCUAUUUUCUCUAUUUUAGUGUAUGUUCUGUGGGUCUAUUUUGUUGGAACUGCCAAGUCUCAUGGUGGUCACUUGCGUUUGUCAGUUGUAUGGGUCUAUCUUGUUGGAGCUGCAGAGUCUGUUAGUGAUCAUGGUAAAAUUUGGUGA
Messenger RNA from Lottia gigantea (owl limpet), 477 nucleotides. RefSeq lists its product as hypothetical. The coding region runs from base 1 to 477 and encodes 158 amino acids. The transcript is spliced from 3 exons. The record is from RefSeq and is a predicted model, not a curated record. Lineage: Eukaryota; Metazoa; Mollusca; Gastropoda; Lottiidae.